AUGGCUCAUGAGUCGAGCUUUUUAGUUUUAGUCCACAUCUUUAUACUAUUAUGGCACUUUGGGACAUACAAAGUUUCCAGUAAACCAAAAGUGCCAUGUUACUUCAUCUUUGGAGACUCAUUAGUCGAUAAUGGCAACAACAAUGAACUUUACUCAAAAUGGAAAGCCAAUUACCGUCCUUAUGGGGUUGAUUUUCCAAAAGGUGAUACUGGCAGGUUCUGCAACGGUCGGACAACCGCAGAUAUUAUCGGUCAAUUUCUUGGCUUCAAUGACUUUAUUCCACCUUAUGCUACUGCAACCGAUGAAGAGAUCAGCACUGGUGUAAAUUAUGCUAGCGCUGGUUGUGGCAUCAGAGAGGAAACCGGAAGUCAUAAUGGAGGUCGGUUCAGUCUUGAUAUGCAAUUAGUUAAUCACAAAGCAGUAAUUUCACGCCUUUCGCGCUUGCAACAAAAUAUAAGUACCCUGAAGGAAUGUAUGUACCUUGUCAACAUAGGAAGCAACGAUUUUGUUAACAACUACUUUUUGCCUGACCAUUACAACACAAGUCGCCUAUAUUCCCUGAAAAAAUACACAGAAGUCCUUAUGAAACAAUACUCUAAGCAACUAAGGACUUUGUAUAAGAUGGGAGCUAGGAAAGUUGCUUUAUUUGCUCUCACUCAAAUAGGGUGCACCCCUCUUGCGACAAGCAAGUUUGGUACCGAUGGGAAACCAUGUGUAAAGGAAAUCAACAAAGCAGCCAUGUUAUUUAAUCAUAAGUUUAAGCCUCUUGUUGAGAAGCUCAACACUGAUAACGAAGAUGCAUUAUUCACUUUCAUCAACAUUACAAGCAUUUUAUAUCCACAAGGAGAUAGGGCGAUGCGAACUCCUCCUUGUUGCAAAUUAGAUGGAGAAUGGGCAUGCAAAGCUGGCUCCAUCCCUUGCCCGUUUAGAAUUUUUCAUAUUUACUACGAUGCUCUUCAUCCCUCUGAGAUUUCAAAUAUAGCCAUGGCAACAAGAGCAUAUCAUGCUAUUCAUCCCGCUGAUGCUUACCCAUAUGAUAUAUAUCAUUUGGUGCGGGUUCAUAAUUAA
Lactuca saligna is the source of this 1068-nucleotide messenger RNA. Lineage: Eukaryota; Viridiplantae; Streptophyta; Magnoliopsida; Asterales; Asteraceae. The record is from the annotation of a GenBank genome assembly.